AGCUUAUACUCCAAAUUCAAACAGUCCGACCAGAACCCGAUCAAAUUGCUCUCUCGUCGUCGACUUCACGCCAAAAAGCUAGGGUUUUGAUCUUUGGAUUUUUCCUGCUGAAGAUACCCUUCAUCACCGGGCACCAUGAACUGCGAAGUUUGCCAACUCAAAGAAUUGGAAGUGGAGCACUUUGAGAUAGGAGAAGUUCUACGCUGCAUACUACACACGAUUGUGUUUCAUCGAGCUUUAGGUCUAGUGCGGCCCAAAGACAUUGAUUUGGAACUUUUUGAAAUUACAUAUGUGCAAUGUGGUGAUGCAGAACUUGAAAAUAAAAUAGAUGAAAAGAUUGAGCAAUUCAUUGGUUGGGUAGAGAAACACCCAAACAAGAAAAGUCAGAUAUGCUUAUCGUUCUAUGAAGUGAAAAACAGACAGCCUUCUUGGUACUUUAAUAAAGUUGAACGCCAAUAUUGGGAACAAUGGUAUAUCAAUUUGAACGUAGUCCAACAUACCAAAGCACAUUCUAGCAAGUUCAAUCAUUCCAAAGCUGUAGUUGAUCCCGGAGAGAGCGCAGCAGAGGAGAGAAGUGCUCGCAGGGCAGCACUUGAAGCAUCUCUCCGUGAGGUAUUGUUUCAAAUAAUAAAAUUCGUGAAUGAGAAAAAGGAUCAUGUUCCUCCCAUCCCAACUCGUGAAGGUGUUGUCUGUUUUCCGUGUGAAAUCACUACCCCAAGUUCAUCGGAUUCUGCAUUUGGAAUGGACAUGAUCAAGAGGAUGCUCCAAACUGGGCAUCCAACCAUGCUCAGCUGAUCAUCAAAUUUCUGUGGCUAUGCCACUUAUUGCCAUCGUGUUGCAGAAGCAAAACGGAUUCUUAUGUACAUGGUGUUAGCAAAGACGUAUAUAUGAGGUGUGGGUGCAGAGAGCUGCUGAGCCCAGCAAAAGGUCGAUUCACUGGAAAGGAAGUAUUCCUAGGUGCAUAUUAAUUUGCUUUAUCUAUGGAAAAAUUCUCCCCUUGUAAACAAAUCCCCCCAGCCACUUUUUCCAUCUCUCUCGUGUUUAUAUCUUAUUGUUAUAUAUUGAAUCGAUACAAGUUUGAUCAACGAGGAUCACAGAGGUCAUGGUGUCACAUAUUAUAGGUAAAUUAGGGGUUGCUUGCUGAGUGAAAAUGAUGGAAGUUGUAUGGGCAGAGUGGUUUAGGAUCUGUGAAUGGAUCCGAUGGUCUGGAGAUUCCUUUUGUCAAAUAUCAGCAUGAUUUGAUAAUGUAGACUAUCAGUCACUAAUAUUGAAUUAUUGAUACUCUGUUCCGGGAGGUGCCCUUGACCUA
Alnus glutinosa is the source of this 1309-nucleotide messenger RNA. RefSeq names its product autophagy-related protein 101. The record is from RefSeq and is a predicted model, not a curated record. Gene Ontology annotation, biological process: autophagy; autophagosome assembly. Gene Ontology annotation, cellular component: phagophore assembly site. The transcript has 7 exons. Bases 136 to 795 code for a protein of 219 amino acids. Lineage: Eukaryota; Viridiplantae; Streptophyta; Magnoliopsida; Fagales; Betulaceae.